Molecule: messenger RNA, 1678 nt
Organism: Penicillium subrubescens
Lineage: Eukaryota; Fungi; Ascomycota; Eurotiomycetes; Eurotiales; Aspergillaceae
Exons: 5
Coding region: 23-1426 (467 amino acids)
Biological process (GO): transmembrane transport
Molecular function (GO): transmembrane transporter activity
Source: RefSeq, a predicted model, not a curated record
ACAAAAAUACUUUAUUGGCACUAUGCGUUCAUCUACUCCAUUCAUAGUGGUAACCUUGAUAACGGCGUUAUUCGCGGAUGUGAUCUUAUAUGCCUUCAUGGUUCCUCUACUGCCAUAUUUGUUUGAAGAGCGUAUGAGAAGAAAAACAUCGGAUGUUCAGGGGUUUACAUCAUUGUAUCUUUUCACGGCGGCAGUGGUGUCGAUGGUAUCAAGUCCCACUCUUGGUCAAAUGAUAGAAAAGACGUCCUCGAAGAGAAACUUUCUAUUGGGAUCUUUAGUAAUUACCCUAAUCUGUUCCAUUUUUUCAUCUUUAACCACAUCAAUUGUGAUUUUCUUCAUUGCGCGAGUCUUCCAGUCAGUGGCAAGUAAUGCAUUAUGGAUCACAGGAACAGCUACUUUAGUCACGGUGUUAGGCCCUGGUCAUAUGGGUAAGAUAACAGGCCUGGUUGCAACAGUCACCUCUACUGGUACGGCUAGUGGACCAGUGAUUGCUGGUACGCUUUUCAAGAUUGGCGGUUGGUGGGGAGCCUGGACGGGGGUUUUUACUUUAAUUGCUAUUGACAUUAUUCUCCGGUUGCUCAUGAUCGACAAAAAACAUCAGACACACGAUCAAACAGACCGGCCGACGAGUCAUAGACCAGAGCCUCAAGACACUUCAUCCUUGUUGGAAGAGGCUCCCCUCCUACAAAAUGCUCCAGCUCCAUCCGAGACGAGUCAAAAUGCGGAAUCAAUGAGUCUGUGGGGCUUUUAUGCUAUCGCUAUUCGUCACUAUAGCUUUGUUGCUGGUGUGGCCAUCACCUUUGCUCAUUCAAUUUUGAUCACUUCUUUCGAAACCACACUCACUUUGCACGUGAAACAAGUCUUCGGAUGGGGCGAGUUUCCUGUCGGUUUGCUGUUUGUAGCCCUGCAAGGUCCGGCAAUUGUCCUGAGCCUGUUAGUCGGUUGGUUAAAGGAUUCUAUGGGCUUACGGUAUCCUACGACCGCUGGCUUCUUACUCAUAGCACCGUGCCUCUGGCUACUUGGAACGGCGGGAGACCCUCGAUUCGAGUGGAGCACAGUGGGUGGUCGGGGUGAGAUCAUUUACCCAAUAUGUGUUCUAGUUAUUGGAUGUCUUGUUUCUCUUUUAACUGGUUCUGGCUGCAUGGAAUUGACCUUUGCCAUUGAUAGCCUCGAAACUGCCUCCCCCGGAAUAUUUGGCCCUAACGGAGGUUAUUCUCGAGCACUUGCUACGUACAACAUGAGCUGGUCAUUUGGAUUGUUGGUUGGUCCUCUCUUAUCUGGUGCCCUGGUGGAAUAUUUCGGAUACUAUGAGAUGAACUCUAUAUUAGCUUCUCUGCUCUUCCUUGUUGCCAUCACCGCGGCUAGAAAUACCAGCUCCGUGUCCAAAGUUGAACGGUCUGCUCUCACUGGUAAUACUGUCGUCUAAAGGAUUGCGCCUCUGAAAUCAGGAAACCUACACUUGUUGCGAGAAUAUUAAUGGUUGCAAGCAAAUGUUCCUUGAAACCGGCAGCCCAGCACCUGUGCGGCAUUAAUGCCAUUCAAAACGUACUGCAUACAUUGAUUUGAACGCAUGGCCAUUUAUAUUGGCGACAAUUACUAUAUUUGAGAUAUCUGCUUAGUGAUGAUGCAUCCCUGGCAUUUUAUAAUACACACCCAUGUGACCGGAUAUAGUCUAAAG